CCCGCUUCAGCUUUUUCCAUCGUUCCGAACUUGGAAACAGAGAGGUCGAAAGGAAAGAGAGAGAAACGAUCUCCAUAAAAGGUUCUGCUGCAUUAUACUACUGCUCGUCUCGGUCCCUCGGAGACAAAAAAUCUUCAUCGCCAUAAAAUCAGCUACUCCCUGUUGGAAGAACUGUUGGUAGAAAAGUGUUUAUCGAUGCUCUGAAUGCUGUGCUGUGUGCUGUGUGCUGUGUGCUGUGUGCUGAGUUGUUUGGAGUUUAAUUGGAAGUUGAGGAUUCUCUUAGUUUGGGGAAAAGGGUCUCUUUUAGAGACUGGAGACGGUAAAGAAAAGAAUAAUCUAUGGAGGGAGACGCAGGAAAAGAUUUGGUAUGCCAGAAGAUUAUGGAUGGGAAGGUGACUGAAGAUAAUGGUCUGGCAAAGACUAUCCCUUCUUGUUGCCUGAAAGCAAGGGCUUCAGCACCUGAGCUUGAAGCAAAAUGCCACUCCACAGUCGUUUCUGGGUGGUUCUCAGAACCUCGGUCUUGCUCUGAUGGGACUGGCAACCUGCUUUAUUACAACAAUCCUAUGUGGCCUGGGGAGGCACAUUCACUUAAAGUAGAGAAGAUUUUAUACAGAGACACAUCAGAGUACCAAGAGAUCUUGGUUUUUGAGUCCUCAACAUAUGGAAAGGUCCUCGUGCUUGAUGGUAUUGUUCAGUUGACUGAGAAAGAUGAAUGUGCCUACCAGGAGAUGAUAGCUCAUCUUCCCCUUUGUUCGAUUCCAUCUCCUAAAAAUGUUCUGGUUGUAGGUGGUGGCGAUGGUGGGGUUCUCAGGGAAAUUUCUCGCCAUAGAUCUGUAGAGCACAUUGAUAUUUGUGAGAUAGAUAAGAUGGUGAUAGAUGUGUCUGAGAAGUUUUUUCCAGAUUUAUCUGUUGGAUUUGAGGAUCCUCGUGUCAAACUUCAUAUUGGUGAUGCUGCAGAAUUUUUAAGGCAUGUACCUGAAGGGAUGUAUGAUGCAAUUAUUGUGGAUUCAUCCGAUCCUGUGGGUCCUGCUCAAGAACUUGUUGAAAGGCCAUUCUUCGAGACAGCAGCAAGGGCAUUAAGGCCCGGUGGUGUUCUUUGUAGCAUGGCAGAAAGUAUGUGGCUCCACACACACCUUAUUCAAGAUAUGAUCUCUAUUUGCCGUGAAACAUUCAAGGGUUCUGUUCGUUAUGCUUGGGCCAGUGUUCCUACCUAUCCAAGUGGUGUGAUUGGGUUUCUGAUAUGCUCAACGAAGGGACCACCUGUUGAUUUUUUGAAUCCUAUUAAUCCCAUAGAGAAAGUAGAAGGAGCUAUUAAGUUCAGGAGGGAACUCAGGUUUUACAACUCAGAGAUACAUUCAGCUGCCUUCGCCUUGCCAUCAUUUGUUAGGAGGGAAGUGAGUGUUCUUCGUGACUCCCAAUCCUCUGUACAGGGAAUCUGCGUAUCGUAGCUUAAUUGAUUGGCAAAUUGUUUCCCAAUUAUCUUUCUAGAUGGAAAUGCGUGUCUGCUACAAGGACAGUCAAUAUAACUAUUUCAACUUACGUACACUUCUAUCUAAAUGUCAUGACCUAUUUGAGAUCUUACAAUAUUCUUGUUCUGUUUUUGUAUGUGAAAUUGGAUUUUUUUGAACAUCGACCAAAGAUAAAGGGAAAUAUUUGCAUGUCUUUUAAAAUAUAUAUCACUUAGAGAAA
Molecule: messenger RNA, 1689 nt
Organism: Macadamia integrifolia
Lineage: Eukaryota; Viridiplantae; Streptophyta; Magnoliopsida; Proteales; Proteaceae
Product: spermine synthase
Exons: 13
Coding region: 339-1448 (369 amino acids)
Biological process (GO): spermidine biosynthetic process
Cellular component (GO): cytosol
Molecular function (GO): spermidine synthase activity
Source: RefSeq, a predicted model, not a curated record